Molecule: messenger RNA, 540 nt
Organism: Hydra vulgaris (swiftwater hydra)
Lineage: Eukaryota; Metazoa; Cnidaria; Hydrozoa; Anthoathecata; Hydridae
Source: RefSeq, a predicted model, not a curated record
CUUAGUCAAUUGCAGUCAAAUGAAAUGUUAAAAACUUUGAGGAGAAGUGGUGUAAAGUUUAAGUCAAACAUGGAGAAAGCCCUGGAUGAAAAAAGUAAACUACUUUCCAACUUUUAUGUCACUGAAUUAUUAGACUUUCAAAAAAAUGACUAUGCUACAGUGAAGAGACACUUGGUAUAUAUUGAAGAUAUUACAACAUUUCUGGAUUUUGUAAUAAAAUAUCGAGGGCAGGUUCCACAAAACACAUUUGUAAAGGUUGGAAUAGAUUCAGGUGGAGGAUCACUGAAAGUUAUAGUAAAUCUGUUUGAUCCAACCAAGGACAGGACAGAAGAUAGCAGCUCCUUAGGAUCAUACUCAGGAGCAAAUACGUCACUUGUUUUAGCUUAUUGUAAAAGGGUAAGUGAGAAUCAUUCUAACAUGACAAUGAUUGUGGAAAGAUUAAAGUUGCAUGAAUGCAAGUACUUAUUGGCUUCUGACAUAAAGUUAAUCAACAUAUUGCUAGGAAUUUCGGCGUGUUUGUUUUAAAUAAUUUUAAGAUAA